This is a messenger RNA of Chrysemys picta bellii (western painted turtle), 6972 nucleotides long. RefSeq names its product protein tyrosine phosphatase 4A3 (gene PTP4A3). Lineage: Eukaryota; Metazoa; Chordata; Testudines; Emydidae. Gene Ontology annotation, biological process: calcium ion transmembrane transport; protein dephosphorylation; endothelial cell migration. Gene Ontology annotation, cellular component: cytoplasm; membrane; nucleus. Gene Ontology annotation, molecular function: protein tyrosine phosphatase activity; protein binding; protein tyrosine/serine/threonine phosphatase activity. The record is from RefSeq and is a predicted model, not a curated record.
CACUAACCUAGUUCCCGCACUGGCUCUCGGUUUACAGGAAAUUUAACCUGGCCUCCUGUGCCAGCGAGUGGCUGGAGGGAGGUGGUGUGACACCUCUACAUUCGGUGCAAAUGCCAUUAUUGGGGUGAAUGUACGUAAAGCUAGCGCUCCACUCCUCAGCCCCCCUCCCAUCAGUCCCGCCUUUUGGGCCUGCCUCUCUGACCAUUCCUGCUUGAUCACUUGCCUUCAACCUGAACUCGCGGUGUAUCCGAAGCCCUCUCCUUGCUCCUGCCGCUGUCUGUGACUAGAGCUGGCCGGGGAACUAAGUUUCACUUCUGCAAACUGUUUUGACGUUUUGGAAAUAUUUUCCUCCCCAGGCAGGAUGCAAAGCCGAUGCUCCAGCAUCUUUCCUGGAAGUGAAAUCCUGCCCCCAUUUCAUUUCAGAAACACCAAAACUGUCCCCCAGCUAUAGUUUGGUGUUUCCAAAAUCAGCCGUGCUCCCUGAACGCCCUCUGAAUGGAAAGAUGUUGCAUCCGGAAAUUUCUGACCAGCUCUCUCUGUUACUAGUGGCAGCAUUGGCAUCCUCCAUUCCACAGCCCGGGUGCCAUCUGCCUGCCUAGCCAAAUGUUCUCAUGGGUUUAACCCAUCCACCCUUCCCCUCCUCCCCCCCCAAUCCCACUAUGCCAUGCCUGGUUUAUCUGUAACGCGGCCGGAAAUCUAGUGCUGCCUCUUGACUCGUAUCCAAAAUUCUUUUUAUUCUUCCCCUUCCCAGAUCUCCACAUCCUUAUAUCAUGAGCUCCUCCAGGCAGGGACCAUCCCUUGUAUGUCUGGAAAGCACCUGGUAAAUGUGGCUGCUGCCACGGACAGAUAACUACUAAUAGAUACAUGCAGCGGGUCCUGGGCUAACUGCCCAGAAACAUGCCGCUCAUCAUGGCAGGUCAGACAGCAGCUCCUGUCUCGCUCAGCAGGGCCCUCUCUCUGUCCCUCUGGAGGGAGGCGAAGCGGAUCUACUUGCCAUAAGCAAAGAAGGGAGGUGUGAAAAAGAUAUUGAUCGACUGCAAACUGCACUCAGCAUUUACUGCCCGCAACGGCUGUGAACACGGAUACGCUUUUCUAACUAGUUUUACAAUGGAGCUGGAUACGUUCAUUAACAAGUUUAUGUGGGCGGGGUUGCCUGACACAGGAUGUCCUUUCUAGUCCUAUGGCCUGAAUUCCUGCCUCCCCCCAUUGGAAUUAGAAGGCCUGGGAGAAUCUGCUGCUGUUAGAUCACUUGGGAUCAUGGCGGCUUUUUCAACAAAAAAUGCCCAAGAAAAUGGUUGGCGGGAAAUGGCUUAAAACCCUGGACUCUGAACCCAAGUGCAUGUGGGCGAGUUCAGCUCUUGGAGGGUGACCUCUUGUUGGGCCUGUCUUGAGCAAGAAAGGCCAAGCAGCAGCAGUAAUUCUUCAAAUCCGGCUCACUGCAGGAUGGCGAUAUUACGCAAUCCUCAUUAGAAUGAGUUGCAUUUUUCAUGCCCCAGGCCCGUGAACUUGACUGAAUUAAGCUCCUGUAGGAAAAUCGAUAAAGGCAGAAAACCCAACCCCCACCUCGCCCCCCUGCAGGAGGCUGAUGUCAAGGUAACCGGGACACAAAGGAGGAGUUAGAAAAGUUUAACCGGAGCCUGAGCUGAAAGGCCCCUCUGAUUGGAAGAGUCUGAAUCAAUAGAGAAUAGGGCGGAGGAGGGGGGGCAAUCUGCUGCCCUUACCUCCUACCAAGAGAGAGCAAAAGAAAGAGAAAUUGACAUUGGUCACUGCCUGAGACGGCUUCUCCCAGCACAGCCGAGGAGAGAAGAAAUAUGAUUUCCCUACAAGGAGCCGUGCAAGGGCUGACCUUGAAAAGGAUCUGAUUUGGGGGAAGAGAAGGAAAAUGUCCGAGAACAGUGCGUCUCUGAGCCCCCCAGGAUUGUUCGCAUCUGGCAGCAGAGUGCUGCAGCUGGCCACCAAAGGGGAGUGGAUCACCCUGGAGCAGACCCUGAGAGGCAUGGACAAGGGGGACCUGGCCGUCUCCCAGACUGACCAAGAGUCGGGCCUGACCCCCUUCAUGAUCGCGGUGAGAGAGAACAGGCUGUCCAUUGUCGAGAGGUUGCUGGAGCUGGGAGUGAAUCUUUCAGACCAAACUAAGAAUGGCCGAAAUGCUUUACAUGUGGCUGCUGCCCACUCGAAGGAGGAGAUCAUCCGGCUGCUGCUGGCUGGAAAGGCAGAUCCCAACGUCCCCGGAGGGCCCAAGGUGCAGUUGCCUGUUCAUUAUGCAGCCCUCCGUCCCAUUGGGGCUGUCGGUGUGAUGCAGAUGCUGCUGAAGGCUUCUCACAAAGAUGCUAGGCUGAGCCAAGACCAGGACGGCCGCACUCCUCUCCUUCUUGCCGUGGAAGCUGGGAAUCUGGGAGUCUGUAAGGAACUGCUUUCCACGCACGCCGAGGCCCAGCUGAGCGCACGGGAAAAGAGAUAUGGGGACACUGUGCUGCAUGCAAGCUGUAGGAAAAGAGAUGUGGAAGUUACCAAAAUCCUAGUGGAGUAUGGAGCUGUGGUGGAUUGCCAGAAUGAUGAAGGUCAGACUCCUCUACAUGUCGCUGCGUGGGAAGGCGAUGAAGCCCUGCUGAAGUUCUUCCAUCACUGCAAGGCCAAUCCUAACGUAGCAGACAAGAUGGACCGGUCCCCCUUGCACAUUGCUGCAGAACGAGGCCACACCAAUGUGGUGGAGUUGCUGAUGGAGAAGUUCCACUCCAAUGUGCUAGCUCGCACUAAGGACGGCAGCACCCUCAUGCACGUUGCCUCCGAGCAUGGGCACCCGGACACCGCUCUGGCUUUUCUGAAGAAAGGAGUCCUGCUGCACAUGCCCAAUAAGAACGGGGCGCUCUGCUUGCACGCGGCAGCCAAGCGGGGCCAUGCUGCCGUGGUGAAGGCCCUGCUGCAGAGGGGGGCAGAGGUGGAUGCUCGAACCAAAGAAAACUACACGGCCCUGCACCUUGCUGCCCAGCACUGCAAGCCGCUGGUGGUACAGACUCUUCUGGGCUUUGGGGCCCGAGUCCAGCUCAAGGGAGGCAAGGCCCAGGAGACACCUCUGCACAUCGCAGCCCGCAUCCGCGAGGGAGAGAAGGUGGCGGAGAUGUUGCUGAAGAGUGGCGCCGACGUCAACGUGGAACAAGAGAACGGCGAGACAGCCAUGCAUGUCGCAGCUCGCCAUGGCAACCUGAGGAUGAUCAAGGCCCUGAUCGAGGAAGGAGGGGAGCUCACCUUGCAGUCCAAGGCCGGAGAGUGCCCCCUACACAUCGCAGUGCAGCACUGCCACCUGCCCGUGGUGGAAGAGAUCCUCAACUACCUGGCCACGGAGAAGAGCCACGCAGAGGCCGUCGCCUGCGUCAACCAGGAAAACAAGGCAGGGGAGACACCCCUCCACCUGGCUGCUGCAGUGAAGAAGGACAUGGUCCACUUUGAGGAGGAGGAGACCAAGAUCAUCGCCAUGCUCAUGGAGUACGAUGCCGACAUCUCCCGUACCACGCGACUAUCCCUUGAGACCCCUCUGCAUUACUGUGCCCAUGUGGGCAAUGCGGAUGUCCUGCUGGAGAUGCUUAAGCACAUUAACACCAGCCGAAUGCAGCAGACCAUUAACAAGCAAGCCAAGAAUGACUGGUCCCCGUUGCUGGUGGCGGCAGAGCGAGGACACACAGCGAUAGUGAAGAUCCUGCUCCAGCACCACGCUCGUGUCGAUGUCUUCGAUGAGCACGGGAAAGCAGCUUUGCACCUGGCCGCAGAGAACGGCCAUGACCAGAUUGCAGACGUCCUGCUGUGGCACAAGGCCUUCGUCAAUGCCAAGACCAAGCUGGGCCUGACACCUCUUCACCUCAGCGCUCAGAACGGCUACAACCAUUUAGUCAAGCUCCUCGUGGAGACUCACCUGGCCAGCAUUGAUGCUAUGACCCUGACCAAGCGAACCCCUCUGCACCUCGCUGCGCUGACCGGCCAGCUGGACGUGUGCACCAGCCUGCUGAGCAUGAGCGCGGACGUCAAUGCCACCGACAUCCAAGGACAGACGCCGUUGCACCUGGCCGCUGAGAAUGACCAUUCGGAGGUGGUUCAGUUCUUUCUGAAGCACAAGCCGGAACUGGUGACCUCUGCUAACGUGGAAGGUUCAACCUGUGCCCACAUAGCUGCCUCCAAAGGCAGCGUCGCUGUGAUCAAGGAGCUGCUGAAGUUCAACAAGGUGGGGGCGACCACAGCACGCAACAAGACAAACAACUCCACACCCCUGCACCUGGCAGCUGCUGGUGGACACGGCGAGGUGGUGAAGGUCUUGCUGCAGACGGGAGCCUCGGCAGCAGAUGAGGAUGGCGAAGGAAUGACGGCAAUUCACCUGGCAGCCAAACAUGGGCACAUCAGUGUCCUGGAGGCCUUAAAGGGCAGCGUCUCCUUGAGAAUCACCAGCACCAAGACAGGAUUUACUGCCCUUCAUGUGGCAGCUCAUUACGGCCAGCUGGACUUCGUCCGAGACAUGCUCGCCAGGGGAUUGGCCGCCAUGCGCAGCGAGCCUCCCAAGCUCACCUCCGCAGGACAGCAGGUCAAGCAGCAAGGCAGUGAGUCAGGAUUCACGCCACUGCACCUGGCUGCCCAGUCGGGACACGAGAGCCUGGUCCGGCUGCUGCUCAACUACCCAGGUGUGCAGGUGGAUUGUCAGACCAGCCUGCAGGGCUCCAUCCCUCUCCACCUGGCGGCCCAGCAUGGUCACACCGCCGUCGUUGGGCUCCUUCUGAGCAAAUCCACCUCCCAGCUGCAUCUCCGAGACAAGAGAGGGCGGACAUGCCUCCACCUGGCUGCAGCCAAUGGCCACGUUGAGAUGGUGCGGGCGUUACUAGGCCAGGGAGCGGAGAUCAACGUCACUGACAAGCAAGGCUGGGGCCCAUUGCACUUUGCUGCCAAAUCAGGUUUCCUGACUAGUGUCCGGCUGCUCGUGGAAAGCGGUGCCACACCCACUCUCGAGUCCGAAGAGGGGAGGAUACCUAUCCAGUAUGCAGCUGCUGAGAACCACCAAGAAGUAGUGAGCUUCCUGCUGAAAAAGAACACCACCACCUUGAAACUGAUUGAGGACAGGAAGUUUAUCUUUGACCUCAUGGUCUGUGGGAAGCUGAACAACAACCAGGUGACUGAGGAAUUUGUCCUUCACUCUUCUGCUCCCCUGGACACUGCUGUCAAGCUUUCCCAGGCCUUCAACAUGGCUGCCCUGAAGGAGAAGGAACGCGCCAAAGACUUGCUGACUGCUGCCAAGUACACUGAGAGCAUGGCCACUGAGCUCCUGACGCUGGCCUCUGGAGGUAGAAGUGCUGGCUACCUUCUCCGCGCAGUGGAUCACAGAGGCACUACCAUGCUGGACUCGCUAAUUGAAUGUGAACAGAAGGAUGUAGUAGCACAUCCAGCAGUGCAAAAAUACCUGACAGAAGUCUGGUAUGGCAGCCUGAAGUGGGCCCCAUGGAAGAUCGCCCUUUUGUUCGUCUGCUUCCUAGCAUGCCCCCCCAUGUGGCUGGUUUUCUCCCUACCCCUGAAACAUAGGUUCAAUAAAAUUCCUAUCAUGAAGUUCAUGAGCCACUUGGCAUCUCAUAUCUUCCUGCUCAUCCUGUUCAUCCUAACCAUCGUGUAUCCCCCUAUUAGCCCCAUCUAUGAAGGUCACAUGGUGCCAUACUGGAACGAGUGGUUGCUCUUAGCUUGGCUGCUGGGGACACUAGUCACCGAGCUCACCCAUUCUGGAGAAAGGGCUGGCCUGGCUUGGAUCAGAGUGUUCGUCUUGGGCUUCUCUGCCAUUGCUUUCCUUUGCCAUUUGCUGGCCUUGAUGUUUACCGGCACCGAUCGCUUGCACUGCCUGUUUGCUAGGAACAUCUUCCUAGGGGUGGCCAUGACACUCUCCUUUGUGCAGUUCCUGGAGUUCCUCACCUUCCACCACCUCUUUGGCCCUUGGGCCGUCAUAAUCAGGAACCUCAUGAAGGAUCUCACCAGGUUCGCAGUCAUCCUCGGCUUGUUUCACAUAGCCUUCACCAUGCAGCUGUCGUCCGUCUACCAGCCAGUCUACCCUGAACCAAAGACCAAUCUCUCAGCUGCCGGUGGGAACGCAACUGUGAGCACCACUAUCCAGGACCCCGUUGUCGUCAUGGUCACAUUAUUCUUCUCCUUGUUUGGCCUCGUUGACCCCGAGUCCCUGCCCUCACUCACCAGAACUCCCCAGUUCACUUUUGUCAUCAUCCGCUUUGUGUUUGGGGUCUACCUGAUCGUGACCUUGAUUGUGCUGAUCAACCUGCUGAUCGCCAUGAUGAGUGACACCUACCAGAGGAUACAGGCCCAGUCUGACACGGAGUGGAAGUUUGGCAGGGCCAUGCUCAUCAGGGACAUGACUAGGAAGUCUGGAACACCUUCCCCCUUUAACCUCUUCACAAAUCUUCUCUAUUAUAUCAAAAUACUUUGCAAACACAAAGGUAAGCUGUGCUCCACUGAACGAAGAGACCUGAUAAACGAAGAGGAAGACCUGGACAGCACUUCGGACACACGAUCCAUCAAUAUGCUGGCUCACACAUCCAUGGGUUGGAUUAGGGUUGCUGCCAAGAGGAUGACACAAGUAUUACCAGAAGGUGGGCACAUUCGAAGCCCUCUGCCAGCAGGGCCGCUGCACAUUGAGGAGGCAAUAGACUGGCACAGCGUGGCGCUCCGCUAUUACUCCUUGAAAGGGCGGAUGGACAGAGCACUGUUGGAGAGGGAAUUGUCCAUGCACCAUGAGGAGAAGAGGGGUGUGCAGCCCAUCCAUCUGCUGGUGAACGGCCAGGACGUGUGCAGAGUCUAGCCUGUUUGCACCCAGCUCCCCAGUACCAGCGAUUGCCGUGACGUGGGUCCCCUCUGGGCUGUCUGAAUGCAGUAGGGCAUGAACGGCGAUGUGGUGUAUGUCCAAACGGAAUGCAAUAAAGAUAAUUUUCCGUGUUUCCUCCA